GUUGCACUUCACUUUUCGUUUGGGUGUUUGUUCUUCAGAGGGAUGAAUGUGAGCAGGUUUCGGUCGCAAGCGGCCAUGUGUCAUUUAGAUCUUAUGAACAUAAAAUACUAACAAGAUGGAGAAGAAAUUAGAUUUGUCAUGCCCAAGAGAUUCAAAUGAAAUACACUUUCGAAGCAUUUAUUCUAUUUCAGUAUGGCAGGUUUGGAUUAUUCUAAAUAGGGAUUAUUUUUUGUUUCAAAAAGUCUUGAUGUACACCCUGGGGUACACCAUAUAUAAGACUUUUUUUUACUAUUUUCUUUACCCCUCCCUUCUAUCGCACAACCCUCUCCUCCCCAACAUUCACGCACAUUUUUUCUCUCCCCAUCUGUUCGUUCUCUUCUUCCCGCGGCGGACGAUAUUUUGUAAUUUUUUUCUUCCAGAUAUUAUGGAUGACUUGAUGGUGGAUGGAGAAGUAACCGGAAACAACGGAGGUGUGGAAGAUACCUACCUGCGACGGACGACGGUUGACGAAAAUGGAAGAAACGCAAAAACUCUGAACAUGGAAAAUGGGGGAGCUGUGAACGAAGAAGAUGAAGUUGCGACGGAGAACGGAAAUGGUGGAGUUGUGAGCGACGAAGAUGGUGGUUUGAACAACGCUAGGGACGAAGGCUUCGGCGGGACGGGUGGCAGACCUGUCACACAAGGCGUCAAUGAAGUUCCGACAUUUGAUGGUCGGGAUGAUUACAGCUUUGAAGGGGAAGGGAAUAGGAGGGGGAAGACGACCACAUAUGUUGGAGGUAUAUUCUUCGACAUACACAGACAGCUUACGUACUCAGUGUCGGUGUGUACCGACAACUAAUGUCUUUGUGUACAGAGUAGUGUCAGUAUGUAUAGACAACUGAAGAAAUCCUCAUUCAGUUAAUGUAUACCUACAAAGAUGUUGUAUCUAUGAAUGAGUUAAUGUAUCUAUGAAUGUUUUUAAUGUAUACGUACAAAGAUCUAUUUGAUGUAUGAAUGUUGUUAAUGUAUA
This is a messenger RNA of Cuscuta europaea, 1009 nucleotides long. Lineage: Eukaryota; Viridiplantae; Streptophyta; Magnoliopsida; Solanales; Convolvulaceae. The record is from the annotation of a GenBank genome assembly.